Molecule: messenger RNA, 2242 nt
Organism: Olea europaea var. sylvestris
Lineage: Eukaryota; Viridiplantae; Streptophyta; Magnoliopsida; Lamiales; Oleaceae
Exons: 15
Coding region: 271-1752 (493 amino acids)
Source: RefSeq, a predicted model, not a curated record
GAAGUGAAAAAGGGGCGAAAGGAUAGAGGUGAGAGUUUUGGGAGUUUAGAGACCGUGAUGGUUUAUAUCAAUCUGCCUUCAACAUGAAGUUAAUUACUCGCACUAGAAACAUACAAAGGAAAGGAACCCCACUCCACCUCGUUCGGCCUCUGAAUCAUUCAAUUCAAGAUUUCAAAACCCUCAUUUCCCAAAUCUUUCCAUUUUCACUUUGUGAAUGCAUUCAGGUAAAUAAAUAACAAGAGCGUUAUAGACAGAAAAAAGGGAAAAAAAAUGGCGGAGACAAGAAAGAAUAAUAAGAAAGAGGUGAUCCGAUUGGAGCCAGAAUCUGUCAUUCCAAUCCUCAAGCCUAAACUCACCGUGCACCUAGCCAACCUUAUUGAGCAUACUUCUGAUCGCACUGAAUUUCUGAAACUCUGCAAGAGAGUUGAGUACACCAUUCGAGCUUGGUAUCUUUUACAAUUUGAAGAUCUCAUGUGCAUGCAGCAAUUGUACUCCCUCUUUGAUCCUGUGUAUGGGGCUGAGAAAUUGGAGCAGCAGAACUUAUCUCCGGAUGAAAUUGACAUUCUUGAACAGAAUUUUUUGACGUACUUGUUUCAGGUGAUGGAAAAGAGCAAUUUUAAGAUAGCCACCAAUGAAGAGAUUGAAAUUGCACAUUCAGGGCAAUAUCUUCUCAAUCUUCCCAUCACAGUUGAUGAAUCUAAGCUUGAUAAGAAGCUUCUGAAGAGAUAUUUUGAGGAGCAUCCUCAUGAAAACCUUCCAGACUUUGCUGAUAAGUAUGUUAUCUUUCGACGUGGGAUUGGAAUUGAUAAGACAACUGAUUACUUUUUCCUGGAGAAAGUGGAUGUGAUCAUUGCACAUCUGUGGGCGUGGAUUUUGAGAAAGACCAGGUUAGAAAGGAUUUUGUCUAGGAGAUCAAGUUCACUACAUAAAGAGGAUCCAAAAAAAGACGAUGAAAUCACUGCUGAGGUUGAGCAAGAUGGAUUAUAUGCUGAACGUGUUCGUCUUGAGAAAAUGAAACUAAGUCUAAGCAAUCUUCUGAGCAAAAUCACUAUUCAAGAACCCACAUUUGAUAGGAUAAUUGUUGUUUACAGGCGAGCAAGUUCCCAAACAAAAGCAGAGCGUGGGAUAUAUGUCAAGCAUUUCAAAACCAUACCGAUGGCUGAUAUGGAAAUUGUCCUUCCAGAGAAAAAAAAUCCCAGUUUAACUCCAAUGGACUGGGUCAAAUUUCUUAUCUCUGCUGUAGUUGGACUGGUGGCUGUUGUAGGUUCAGUUGAAAUGCCUAAAGCUGAUUUCUGGGUCAUGUUUGCCAUUCUCUCCACAGUGAUCGGUUAUAUUGCUAAGACAUACUUCACGUUUCAACAGAACAUGGCUACAUAUCAGAACUUGAUCACUCGGUCAAUGUAUGACAAACAACUAGAUAGUGGAAAGGGCACACUUCUUCACUUGUGUGAUGAUGUAAUUCAACAAGAAGUAAAGGAGGUGAUAAUUUCAUUUUUCAUAUUAAUGGAGCAGGGGAAAGCUACUCUGGAGGAUCUUGACCAUCGAUGCGAGGAUCUAAUACAGGAUGAGUUUGGUGAACGAUGCAACUUUGAUGUUGAUGAUGCGGUCCAUAAAUUAGAGAAAUUAGGCAUUGUUUCUCGGGAUUCAAUUGGAAGGUAUUUUUGUGUCGGUCUCAAGCGUGCAAACGAGAUAAUUGGCACGACCACUGAAGAACUUGUCAUGAAAGCAGCACAGUUUUCCGGUGUCUCCUGAUUCUUGUAUGACAUUUCCUUACCUAUCAAAAGCUCUUUUGUUUUCCAGUGACUCCUGAUUAUGUGUGUGGAGGUACGUGGAAAGUAUGACAUUUCCUUGCUGAUGAAAAGCUUGUUUCUACCCCACUAGCUGUAAAUCUCAACGACCCUUUAGUGUUUAUUGGUUAGUUUUUAGUGAAGGCAUGAUGAAUGAAUCGAGUUGUUUCUUACUACGACUUCGAGAUUGGCUUAUAAACCAAAUAGCAGGGGCAACUUGAGACUUCAACUCAAUCAAAUGAAGAGGAUGAUGGUUUCAGUGUUGAUCUAUUUCAUUACAUUCUCAAACACUAAAGUCAUCCAAUUAAUCGGUGUCCACGCAAAAAAUAAAAAAUGGAAGUGGUGAAAAUUUCUUCAAAUCAGCCCAAUCAAUUCUUUUAUAUUGUUCUAGUGUGCAAUCCCCUUUGUAUUUUAGUGCAAAAGACUGUAUGAUAAGAACUAUUUUCAUUCCUCUA